Messenger RNA from Saimiri boliviensis boliviensis (Bolivian squirrel monkey), 4378 nucleotides. RefSeq names its product ELMO domain containing 2 (gene ELMOD2). The record is from RefSeq and is a predicted model, not a curated record. Gene Ontology annotation, cellular component: membrane. Gene Ontology annotation, molecular function: GTPase activator activity. Lineage: Eukaryota; Metazoa; Chordata; Mammalia; Primates; Cebidae.
ACUUCCGGGUCGCGGUGCUUGCAGGGAGAGUUCCGUCGUUUCCGUUGCCGGCUGUUUGCAGUGGGGAAACCGAGGCAGCUCCUGCUUUCCCUAGUUCUUCCGCUCCUGUGAGGAAAAAAAAAAUGUUUGUUUCUUUGUGGGAGUUCUUCUAUGGGCACUUUUUUCGAUUUUGGAUGAAAUGGCUCUUACGACAGAUGACUGGAAAGUGUGAAUUGCAGCGAAUAUUUGAUACCUAUGUAGGUGCACAAAGGACACACAGGAUAGAAAAUUCCUUGACAUACUCCAAGAAUAAGGUUUUACAGAAGGCGACAUGUGUUGUUCAGAAUGAAGUGGACAAAUGUGUAGAAGAUAUUAUGAAGGAAAAGAAUAUUAACCCUGAGAAGGAUUCCAGUUUUAAAAUCUGCAUGAAGAUGUGCUUACUGCAGAUAACUGGUUAUAAACAGCUCUUUUUGGAUGUAGAAAGUGUGAGGAAAAGGCCAUAUGAUUCUGACAACCUACAACAUGAAGAGUUACUCAUGAAGCUUUGGAAUCUUCUAAUGCCCACGAAGAAGUUAAAGGCUAGAAUCUCCAAGCAGUGGGCUGAUAUUGGUUUCCAGGGUGAUGAUCCCAAGACGGACUUCAGAGGCAUGGGCAUACUUGGAUUAAUCAAUCUUGUGUAUUUCAGUGAAAAUUACACUAGUGAAGCUCAUCAGAUUCUUUCCCGUUCAAAUCAUCCAAAAUUAGGGUAUUCUUAUGCAAUAGUUGGAAUCAAUCUUACAGAGAUGGCUUAUAGCUUAUUGAAGAGUGAAGCUUUGAAGUUUCAUCUCUAUAACUUUGUUCCUGGUAUACCAACAAUGGAACACUUUCAUCAGUUUUAUUGUUAUCUUGUCUAUGAAUUUGACAAGUUUUGGUUUGAAGAAAAACCAGAAAGCAUUAUGUAUUUCAACUUAUAUAGAGAGAAGUUUCAUGAAAAGAUUAAAGGACUUUUACUGGAUUGUAAUGUAGCACUUACUUUAAAAGUAUAAAUCAUCCACUGUAUCUUCUAUUUCUACCACAUUUUGCACAUUCAACAGAAUUUAUAUGUUGUAAUAGAAAUUAUCUGAUCAAUUUACACUCUUAUAUAUAAUUUCCUACAAAAAUAUUUCAGAAAUUCUAUUUAAGAAAGCUGGUGGACAAUCAGUGUAUGUUUACAGUUAUUUAUACACUGUUCUCCAAAGGUACCUUAUCCUUCCAAAGAUUCCCUCUGUAGAGUCAUGCAAACUACAGUUUGGAACUUGGGACUUAGCCCAUUAGUGUAAAAGUAUAAAUCAGGUAUUUGUAUUAAAUUGGUAGAUUAAAAUGUGUAAAAUCAGUUUUCAUUUUUAUGUGUUGCAGGAUCAAGUUGGUAUCUUUUUCAAAGUUCUUUAAGUUUUUUUGGUUUUUAGUUUGGAAAUGGCUGUUUUUAAUUUUCUUUGUAUGAUUUUAUUUCUGGGUUAAUUAACAGCAAGAGUGUUUAUGGUUUUCUUUGUUUGCAUCUUAAUUACAUGCCAUAACAUUGCUUCAUUAGCAGCAAAUAGAGCAGAGAUAUGGCAGAGAGAAUAAAGAAUCAUGGCCUCCUUUUGGGUUUCUGUGAUUAUUGAGCAUAAGUGAUGAGAGAAUGAAAGUAUUGGUGACCAGCUUUUUUGUUUUUAAAUAACACCCUUUAAAAUGCUAUGGUGUUAUUUGAAAGCUUAAAGACAUUUUCUCAUCUUCAGUAUUUGCUUUUUGUCAGUUGUAGAAAAGAACAUUAGUGUUUGGCGUGAAGCCUUUUAUCAGGCUUCUCUACUUAAUGUAUGUUUAUGAAAAGAGAUUAUUUGCUGAGAAAAUCUUGUUCAUAUAAAAGACAAAAAGAUUAUUAAAGACAGUUUCUAUUUAAAUAAAACUGUCUUUGAAACUUAAGAAAACUUAAAUUUAAAAAAAAAUCUCAGUUAAACAUCAUUGGUUUAUUUGACUUACUGUUAACUCUUGCUUCUCUUUGACUCCAUGGUGUUUUUAGAUAACCAUGUAUGAACUUUAUGUUAACGGUCUGUGGAAUACUAAAGUAGCUUGAAGAUGACAUGACGACUGUGCGUUUUAUAUAGUUUUAUUCUCCUAAAAUCUCAGGAGAGCAGCAAGUGCUGUCAAGGAUUAUAUAGUGAUGAGAAUCUUACGGGAAUGAUUUCUUCUUGGUGUGUUUUACACAUUUGUACUGAUAGCAAAACUAAGGUUUAAAGUCAGGAAAGUUCAAGUUAUCCUUGAAUCCUACAGAAGCCAACCUUUUAAAGACAUAAUUUGAUCUAAAACAUGAUGAUAUUUAGCACACCUUUUAAUGUGGUAUAUAGCAAGCGUUAAAAGGACUAGUUCAUAUGUGAUAGAGCAAGACCUGAGACUUUUUCAGUGUUUGCUCAUGUCUGUUGGCAGACCUUUCUCUUUUCAAACUUGUCAAAGAGUGGUAAGACAUAUCCACUUGGAAAAUAGGAUGCAGUGUUGUAUAGCAUGUACAUUUAAAGUGCAUGUGUUAAAAUUAGUUUUUCAAUAAGAUAAAAUUAUUUUAAAAAUCUGGUUCACUUUAUUAUAACAGUGACAAUUUCGCUUUUUACUAUUACAGGAAGUUGAAAAUUGGUUUCUUGUAGGGGACGUCUCAACUUUGGGAAUAUCUUCACUUAAUUUUUAAAAAAUAUUUUCAUGCUUUAUUGUCACAAAAUCCUGGCAAGUUCAUUUUAUUAAGGUGUUCACUAUUACAUGGAAAGUAAUUCUGUUCAUCUUUUGAUGUUUGUGCUGAAAAUGCUUAUCUUUGUAUUUUGAUCUUUUAACAGCUGAGAGCUUGAACUGAUUUAAACCUUUGCCAGUGUACUUAAAAAUGCUUCAAGUAUGGAAGGGGAAAAUUUUAAGUAAUUAAGUUUUUUCCCUUCUAGGAAGAAAAGCUAUGAUGAUAUUAAGAAAAUAUCAUUAUAAAGUUUAUGCAAUAAUAUGUUCUUUAAAUCCACCUCCAUUUGUACAUUAUAGAUAACAUUCUGGUUUUGACUUAAAAUAAUCUGCAAGCAUUUCAGAUAGUUUUACAGCAAAUUGAUCUAAAAGCCACUAACAAAUUUUAGGGUUUGAGUCUAGAAGCCAAGCAAAAUGUCACCAAUGUCAGUUGUAAAUUAGAAUGCAGCAUGAGCCUUCAGACUCAUGAUAGUGAGAUACAUCGAAAGAAAAAUUGUGUCUGCCUUCCUACUUUCCCUUUUGACAUAUGUAGUUGGAAUUUUAUGUAGUCUUAAAAUCCAUAUUUAGAAUCUUACCUAUUUCUGUAAUAAUUAGUAAAAUGCCAUAGUAGUGAUAGAAUAUUAUGGCAUUCAAGUAGCCUAAAAAUUAUGUUAGUUUUAGCAUCAAAGGAAUAAAUAAAUGUUGAAAUGAAUUUUUGUAUGUGCCAGGUUGAAGAGAGUGUGCCAGUGACUGGAAUAGUCUAUAAAUUUAAUAGUUAUGGUUUUAAUAGGGUCUCAAAGACAAUCUUUAAAGAAAUGGGAGAAAUCAGGGGGGAUCAGUGAAGCUAUAUCAACCUCUCUGUGUACAUAAAUACAGUGAUGUAGCUAGAUAUAAAAGUCAGUGUCUUCCUGGCACCAUUUACAGUUUAGAAAACAAUCUUUUUCUUAAAAAAAAAGUCCAUCUGAUUUUUUUCUAUUUUUAGGAGCUACUUGGAUUUGUAAGUAUUUUUUCUAUGUGAAAAUAUAUGUAUUCUUCACUUUUGUUCCAAUAUUGUAAUUACUCAUGCACUCUUUCUCCCCUUUGAGAACAUUCAGUGGAUACAACUUCAUCAAAGAUUUGCUCAAAGGAGAAGCAUCCCAUGAGUGUGAAAAGAUGCUUGUAGCCAGAACAGAAAAGGUUCCACAUGAUCGUGGCAAAGAAGAUAGGAGGUUUGACUUGGAGGGCCAUAAUGUUUAUUAUCCUUCUUGAAAUAAUGGGGACCAGCAGCUCUUUUCUCAGGAUAAAUGCUCUAGCCCACUUCUCUCUGAACAGGCAUGGAGAGGCUUACUUUCCAUUUUCAUAUUUAUACACCUCUCUACAAAAGCAAUUUUUAAUGGAGAUUGGUGGAAUUGUUAAAAAUCUGAGAGGAAUCAUGACCAAAGGUGUUUUGGUUUUUUUCCUAUAUUCAGUUUUUAAUGGGAAAAGUUUUAAAUGUAGUACAGUUGAGACCCAACUACUAUCUUACUAUUACAGGACGAUUCUAUGUUUCUGUUAAAGUAUUUAAAAAAUAUUUAAGCAGUAGCUUUCUCUGGGGGAAAAAGUACCACUUGGAUACUUAAAGGAAUUGGGAUUUUUGUUUACUUUGGAUAAGGCAGUUGAGUUCUUAAGUAAAAGCAAUAGUGUAAAAUGUCAUUUUGUUUGGAAUGUUAAGUAAGCAAAUAAAAAACAUUGAAAUUGU